CCUGCUAUUUAACCCAACCGGCUCGAUUGGAGGCUGAGAACCCGGUUCACUCUCUCUCUCUCUCUCUCUCUCUAUUCGCCUAAACAUUACAGGCUAGAGCUCCGACCCCCGCCCGUCGUCCCAUUUGCCUGGAAGGAAUAAUCAGAGCCUGUUCGCCAUGGAAUCAGCCGCUUGCAGAAGCGGAGGGGGUCUUCUCCGAGGCCUCUAUAGAGUGAUUGCGCGUCGGAACUUGGUCUACGCAAGCUCCAACGUCAACGGAGCUAAUGUCGGAGAACGGAUUCACCAAGCGAAGCAAGACAUGUCCCGAUCAUCGUUGAUGCCGUUGAUGAAGUGUAUAAGUCCAUUUUUUGCUGGUCGAAUUCAAGGGAAUCAUAGGCUUUUGAGCUCUUCCUCUUCUGCCGCACUUCAUGAAGCUUCUUCCUCUCCAUCACCAUCUGCUGAUGAUGUACAUUUGACGGCCGCUUGCAUCCAGAGAAUGAAAGAACUGCAGGCUGCUGAAGGUUCCCGUAAAAUGCUUCGCUUGAGUGUAGAAACUGGUGGAUGUUCAGGAUUUCAAUAUGUUUUUAAUUUUGAAGAAAAAGCCAAUUCAGAUGACAGGGUUUUUGAGAAAGAUGGAGUUAAACUUGUUAUAGACAAUAUUUCAUUUGAUUUUGUGAAAGGGGCAACUGUUGAUUAUGUCGAGGAGCUCAUCCGUGCUGCUUUCCAGGUAACUGCAAACCCAAGUGCAGUGGGAGGGUGUAGCUGCAAAAGUUCUUUCAUGGUAAAACAGUAGUCCUCCAAUUUGCUCUUUUUCCAAUCAUCAAGCCGGUUACCAGUGAUGUAUUGAUCUUCUGAGAAACACUGCAUUCUUUGAUUAUUAUGGCUGGGAAUAAAGACGUGGAGCCAUUGUGUAAUCCAUUGUAAAAGAAAAUAGCCAUCCAUUACAUUCUUCUGGAAAUAAAAGGCAAACCACACCGAUUUGUGAAUUGAUGAUGCUAAUAUUUGUGAAGUCAGUUGACCAGCAUUUUGGUUCUCGUAGCAAUUUUCGGGAUCA
Molecule: messenger RNA, 1033 nt
Organism: Rhodamnia argentea
Lineage: Eukaryota; Viridiplantae; Streptophyta; Magnoliopsida; Myrtales; Myrtaceae
Product: iron-sulfur assembly protein IscA-like 2, mitochondrial
Exons: 5
Coding region: 158-772 (204 amino acids)
Biological process (GO): iron-sulfur cluster assembly
Cellular component (GO): mitochondrion
Molecular function (GO): 2 iron, 2 sulfur cluster binding; 4 iron, 4 sulfur cluster binding; iron ion binding
Source: RefSeq, a predicted model, not a curated record